Molecule: messenger RNA, 1029 nt
Organism: Trichoderma harzianum CBS 226.95
Lineage: Eukaryota; Fungi; Ascomycota; Sordariomycetes; Hypocreales; Hypocreaceae
Exons: 3
Coding region: 1-1029 (342 amino acids)
Source: RefSeq, a predicted model, not a curated record
AUGGCGAGCGCUCAGCUGAUACCAUCCACGACAGAGAUUCAUGAUGCCGACCCUUCCUCUGCGCCACUACAUGCCAUACCUCGUCGCGUACAAGAACUCAAAGAGGGCCAGCCCAAGGAGGGCCCUCGCAAACGGUUAAAGGCUCGCGCUCGUCGCGGCCCUUCUCGUCGGUGGCGCGAACAAAUCAUUUCCGACGUGCAAGACGAUGAAUCCUUCAACAGGCACCUCGAUAUCCUCAAGAUCAUUCGCAGCAUCCCUGAGCUUAGAGACCACGCCCCUCAAGCCCGCUUUAUGCACCUCUCCUACAGGGAGAUACAGGGAAUCAAAAGCCAGCUCUACCGAUCUGUCAAAAUACUGUACAACAACGGAGUCGGAUACAAUAUCUACCCUCAUCACCUUUAUCUGUACGGUUCCAGGUCCUGGGAUCCCACUCCUCUACUAUUUCUUGGAUCAGUCACGAGUUCCGACAUACUAGACGUUGGGCAGUUGGACUGGAAGGAGCAGAGAGCUCAUGUAUCCGCCGACCUGGCCAAGCAUGCGAGAGCAGAGAUGGAUCGGGCAACGUCCAUCAUCAACGAGAAGAACGCCGCCAUCGACUCAGCGAAAGCAGACUUGACAGAAGCACAGGCUAUUAUGGCGGAAGCAUUUCAAAUGAUAAAAAAUGCUCGCGCUACCUUAGAGGGAGUUAAUGUCACUACCAAGGAAAUCUACUCCUCCGUUGUCGACCCUCAAUGCGCCUGGGAUCGCGCACAGUUGAAAAAGGAGAAUGCAAACACAAAACUGAAACAGACGGAUGCUCUUACUGACAGAGCAAAUACUCUCCUCCAGAAGUAUGGCAUUCCGAAGCUAAAUCAUGGAGUGGACGCAGAGGAUGCCAUCUCACAUUCUGAUAUCAAGCCAGAGGACAAUGUUGAGAUAAAAAACGACAGCCCAGCUAUAAACGCUAAAGUUACCAACGAAUGCACCGCACAGGAUGAGGCUUCAACUGACCAAAUCAACUCCACAGAAGAGGGUAGAUUUGGCACAUGA